Molecule: messenger RNA, 4086 nt
Organism: Pelmatolapia mariae (spotted tilapia)
Lineage: Eukaryota; Metazoa; Chordata; Actinopteri; Cichliformes; Cichlidae
Product: zinc finger protein 729-like
Exons: 6
Coding region: 297-3806 (1169 amino acids)
Biological process (GO): regulation of transcription by RNA polymerase II
Cellular component (GO): nucleus; nucleoplasm
Molecular function (GO): DNA-binding transcription repressor activity, RNA polymerase II-specific; RNA polymerase II cis-regulatory region sequence-specific DNA binding; DNA-binding transcription activator activity, RNA polymerase II-specific
Source: RefSeq, a predicted model, not a curated record
AAGUGCCAGAGAGAGAGGGUGAGAGAAGGAAAAAAAAAACGGCUCGCAAUAAGGAGUCGGUUCCCGUCGUUCACGUCAAAAAUCCGUCUCUAAGAGCCGUUUCGUUCGCGCCCGACACAUCACUACUUCUGAAGCAGCGUGUUGAUCUUUUUGACACGCACCGGAGCGUCAGCUUCAAGCGGACCAUCACUACCUCUCACAUCUAAAGCUGAUCAGCAGGAGGAGAAGAGUCUGACGGAGCAGCAGACGAACAUUUUCAGCUACUUGGACUCAGCUCAGCCACUACAGAGAAAACAAUGAGCUCAACACAGAAGGACCAACAUGGAGCGAGAAGUCAGCGCUCUCAGGAGGCCGACAGACCUCACAGAAGAAAGAGAGAGAAAACAUACACCUGUGACGAGUGUGGGAAGGAGUUUACUGAGAAGACUUCACUAAAACGUCAUCAGGUCAUCCACACUGGAGAGAGACCGUUCAGCUGUGACUUGUGUGGAAAGUCUUUUUCCUUGAAGGGUUCCCUAAAAAGACACCAACUCAUCCACAGUGGAGUUAAAGCGUACAGCUGUGAUCAGUGUGGCAGGGCUUUUACUCACAGUAGCCACUUACAGAGUCAUCUAGUUACCCACUCUGGAAUUAAGGCAUACAGCUGUGACAUUUGUGGAAAAACUUUCAGCCGGCAAGAGAACCGAAAUACACACCAACGCAUUCACGCCAGACAUGAUGUGUACUGCUGUGAACAGUGUGGCAAAUACUUUGCUACAGACACACAGUUACAACGCCACAUGUUUACCCACACUGAGGGACGACCUUAUAAAUGUGACCUGUGUGAGAAGACUUUUAAAUCUCCAUAUUACCUGAGACUACACCAACAGAUCCACACCAGAAAGAGACUCUACAAGUGCAGUUACUGUGAGGACCAACAUGGAGCGAGAAGUCAGCGCUCUCAGGAGGCCGACAAACCUCACAGAAGAAAGAGAGAGAAAACAUACACCUGUGACGAGUGUGGGAAGGAGUUUACUGUGAAGGAUGAACUAAAACAUCAUCAGGUCAUCCACACUGGAGAGAGACCGUUCAGCUGUGACUUGUGUGGAAAGACUUUUUCCAGGAAGGGUUCCCUAAAAAGACACCAACUCAUCCACAGUAGAGUUAAAGCGUACAGCUGUGAUCAGUGUGGCAGAGCUUUUACUCACAGUACCAGCUUACAGAGGCAUCUAGUUACCCACUCUGGAAUUCAGGCAUACAGCUGUGACGAGUGUGGGAAGGAGUUUACUGUGAGGUCCAAACUAAAACAUCAUCAGGUCAUCCACAGUGGAGAGAGACCGUUCAGCUGUGACUUGUGUGGAAAGUCUUUUUCCAGGAAGGGUUCCCUAAAACAACACCAACUUAUCCACAGUGGAGUUAAAGCGUACAGCUGUGAUCAGUGUGGCAGAGCUUUUACUCACAGUAGCAACUUACAGAGACAUCUAGUUACCCACUCUGGAAUUAAGGCAUACAGCUGUGACGAGUGUGGGAAAGAGUUUACUGGGAAGGCUGAACUAAAAUGGCAUCAGGUCAUCCACACUGGAGAGAGACCGUUCAGCUGUGACUUGUGUGGAAAGUCUUUUUCCUUGAAGGGUUACCUAAAACAACACCAACUCACCCACAGUGGAGUUAAAGCGUACAGCUGUGACAUUUGUGGAAAAACUUUCAGCCAGAGAGGAACCCGAAAUACACACCUACGCAUUCACACCAGACAUGAUGUGUACUGCUGUGAACAGUGUGGCAAAUACUUUGCUAGAGACGCACAGUUACAACAACACAUGUUUACCCACACUGAGGAGAGACCUUAUAAAUGUGAUCUGUGUAAGAAGACUUUUAAAUCUCCACAUCACCUGAGACAACACCAACAGAUCCACACCAGAAAGAGACUCUACAAGUGCAGUUACUGUGAGGACCAACAUGGAGCGAGAAGUCAGCGCUCUCAGGAGGCCGACAAACCUCACAGAAGAAAGAGAGAGAAAACAUACACCUGUGACGAGUGUGGGAAGGAUUUUACUGAGAAGUAUAAUCUAAAACGUCAUCAGGUCAUCCACACUGGAGAGAGACCGUUCAGCUGUGACUUGUGUGGAAAGUCUUUUUCCACGAAGGGUUACCUAAAACAACACCAACUCAUCCACAGUGGAGUUAAAGCGUACACCUGUGAUCAGUGUGGCAGAGCUUUUACUUAUAGUAGCUACUUACAGAGUCAUCUAGUUACCCACUCUGGAAUUAAGGCAUACAGCUGUGACGAGUGUGGGAAGGGGUUUACUCUGAAGGCUUCACUAAAACGGCAUCAGGUCAUCCACACUGGAGAGAGACCGUUCAGCUGUGACUUGUGUGGAAAGUCUUUUUCCUUGCAGGGUCACCUAAAACAACACCAACUCAUCCACAGUGGAGUUAAAGCGUACAGCUGUGAUCAGUGUGGCAGAGCUUUUACUCACAGUAACAGCUUACAGAGUCAUCUAGUUACCCACUCUGGAAUUAAGGCAUACAGCUGUGACGAGUGUGGGAAGGAGUUUACUCUGAAGGCUGAACUAAAAUGGCAUCAGGUCAUUCACACUGGAGAGAGACCGUUCAGCUGUGAUGAGUGUGGGAAGGAUUUUACUGGGAAGGCUGAACUAAAACGGCAUCAGGUCAUUCACACUGGAGAGAGACCGUUCAGCUGUGACUUGUGUGGAAAGUCUUUUUCCUGGAAGGAUUCCCUAAAACAGCACCAACUUAUCCACAGUGGAGUUAAAGCGUACAGCUGUGAUCAGUGUGGCAGAGCUUUUACUCACAGUAGCUACUUACAGAAUCAUCUAGUUACCCACUCUGGAAUUAAAGCAUACAGCUGUGACAUCUGCGGAAAAACUUUCAGCCAGAGAGGGCACCGAAAUACACACCUACGCAUUCACACCAGACAUGAUGUGUACUGCUGUGAACAGUGUGGCAAAUUCUUUGCUACAAACGCACACUUACAACAACACAUGUUUAACCACACUGAGGGACGACCUUAUAAAUGUGACCUGUGUGAGAAGACUUUUAAAUCUCCACUUAACCUGAGACAACACCAACAGAUCCACACCAGAAAGAGACUCAACAAGUGCAGUUACUGUGAGAAGCAGAGCGACACAGAUGGAUCCAGUUCUCAACCCUGUCAUCACUGUGGUGGUGGGAAAGACUUUCAUUGUGACCUCUGUGGAACAACUUUCAGUUGGCAAGCCGCCCUAAAAAUACAUCAACGUAAACACACUGGAGACAAACUGAAAUAUUGCAAAGAAUGUGGGAGAAGCUUCACCACAUCAACUGAGUUAAAACGACAUGAACUGAUUCACAGUGGGGUUAAAAAGCACCUCUGUGAUCAGUGUGGGUCAUCCUUCACCACUGCAGGUGAGCUUAAAAGACACAAACGAGUCCACACAGGAGAGAAACCAUACAAGUGCAGACGCUGUGACAAAAGCUUCUCACGUUCAAGUAAUCGUAACAAUCAUGAACGUACACACAUGGAAGGAAACUACAGCUGUGACCAGUGUGACAAGAGCUUCAGGAAUCUCAGUUCAUACUCCACACACAAACGAUCCCACGUUACUAAUAAACUGUUUCACUGUUACCAAUGUGCCCAAACAUUCACCUCAUUGUCUGCUCUGUGCAAACAUCAGCGUGAUCACUCAGGGCUGAAAUCACUCCCAUCACUGGAUCACAGUGAAUCUGAAGAGACAGAAAGAUCCUCUGGUUUCAGUGUCAGACUCAAAAAGCUUGAGAUCAGGCUCCACAGAGUUCAGAUAGAAUCAUUUAAACUUGUGUUGAACUGAACUGGUUGCUGGGCUGAACUUCUACAUAAUACAGAUUUACAUGGGAUCUUAUUUUCUGUGGUUUUACUGAUUCAGUUUUGUCAUUUUUUCUCUGUCCUGGUUUUGCUCGUCUGUAAAUAAUUGAAACUCAGUCAAAUAGUUCAUUGUUCUCCAGCAAAAUGUUUUGGAAACUCAUGUUUAACCUUUAAAACUCUGACAUGUUUUAGCACACAAGGCUUCAUCGGGGAGUUCACUCAUGAUUGGACCAUGAGAAUAAAGGUUUUUAGUUCUUUCAAAGAGA